Molecule: messenger RNA, 1743 nt
Organism: Diaporthe amygdali
Lineage: Eukaryota; Fungi; Ascomycota; Sordariomycetes; Diaporthales; Diaporthaceae
Product: high mobility group protein
Exons: 8
Coding region: 1-1743 (580 amino acids)
Biological process (GO): regulation of gene expression
Cellular component (GO): nucleus
Molecular function (GO): protein binding
Source: RefSeq, a predicted model, not a curated record
AUGUCGCCGAAAUUGCAAGAGGUGUUUGGGGAGCUAGGCAUCUCGCAAUACCUUGAUGUCUUUCUCGACCAGGGCUUCGACACGUGGGAAACGAUCCUCGACAUCACCGAGUCGGACCUGGACGCGCUGGGGGUCAAAUUGGGUCAUCGAAGGAAACUUCAAAGACGGAUCGCCAAUGCCAGAGGCGUAGCGCCCGAUGCGGCACUGGCUUCGCCGACGAGGGCAAGUGUCGAGGAUGCCCGGACCGAGGUGCAAAAGACGGAAGGAUCUGCAUUGUCAUCCACGGAUAUCCGAGAGAAUGGCAAUGGUGUGGUUCAGAAGCGCAAAUAUCGACGGCAUCCCAAGCCGGACGAAAAUGCACCAGAACGCGCGCCGUCCGCAUACGUUCUAUUCUCUAACAAGAUGAGAGAAGACCUCAAAGGUCAAAACUUAACGUUCACGGAGAUCGCCAAACUGGUUGGCGAGAACUGGCAAGGCUUGACUCAGGCCGAAAAGGAACCCUAUGAACGGGAUGCCCAAGCAGCCAAGGAAAAGUACAAUCGAGAUCUAGCCGAGUACAAGAAAACCCCCGACUACAAAAAGUACCUUCUGUAUCUGCAGGAAUUCAAAGCCAAACACGCCAAUCACGCGCAAGACAAAGAAGUGUCCAAGAGAGUGAGGCUGUCCGACCCGAACAUCGGGGAAGCAACGGUCGUCAACGGUCACUCGGGCCGAAUUGCAAGGGCGGGCAGCAUUGGGGAUCAGAACGGCGAACCGCCAGCACGGCGGCAGAGAAUUGGGUCGAUUGUUUCUAAUGGCGAAUCGUACUACGCAGCAUCCGUUGCCUCGUUCUCUCAACGCACUCCGGGCGACGAGUCCGUAUUGACCUCACCAGCUACUGGCUAUUUCGACCGGCGCCUUGACCGCCGUCGUGAUCAGUCGCCUGGUGUCACAGGGAGCCCCAGGGACAGCUCUGCCCAGCCGCCAGCCCCGUUGCGACGUGAUCCUCCAUCGUAUACGGAUGGCUCUCGCGCUGAUUCGAUGGCGACGUCGCGUAGCCUUCCACCGCUUUCAGAUGUGUUUGAAGGCCGGCCCAUGCUGAACGGUGCAGCCCAUCUCAACGAAGCUCCCACGCAAAACAUCGGCCUGUUACCGAGGGGCCUUCAAACAGCAAGCCCAGCAAACACACCGAGUCUGAGCGGUAGCGAAUCACGGCCGCCGUCUCUGAAAAAAGAACAGUCUUCUGCGGGCAGCAUGUCUUCAGCAAGCUCGGCAUACAGCAGUUUCCCGCGGACCCCUAUUGAGGGACCCCUUCCUAUUCAUGCACUUUUGUCCGGUGGAAAACAAUUCAACUCUUACGAUGCGGCCUUUGCAGCAAACCCAGCGAUCCAGGGACGUUCCAUGUCUCCCGACGACAGACCUACUAUUCUUCCGUUGGAGCGGGCUCCAAGUGACCCGACCCCAGUCAAUCCCCCUCUGCCGCACAUAAAUGGCGAGACUAGCACCGGUAUCCGUCCCGGCUCCACCCCCGGCGUCGCGGCCGAAUGCUGGGACGUCACAGACCUUUACGAUGAAGUUAACGGCCGCACCUUCAACUACCUGCACUUGCAAACAUGUUUUGAACCCCCUGCACAGGAUGGCAUCUACUCAUCACGGCAGAGUCUGAUGGCGAGAUUCCGUUUCCACCAACACCUGAACUACCACGUACAUCGGACAGACACGAUCGAGGGCAAGUCAUUGUGUUGGUGGAGCUGGCUUGCGUGA